CUUGGGACGCAACGCGCUUGCGCGCCAGGGGCAACCCGCUUGUGCGCAAGCGCGCCCGUCACUCCGCCGCUCAGGCGCAUGCGCCGCUGCUUUCCACAGACUGCUGCGCUUGCGCAGUUCGAAUCUUGAACCGCUUCUAUUGUGGACCGUUCGGGCGUCGUGUUUGUGCCGUAGGCCGGUGUUCCAUGACGGUGUCUCCCGAGGCCGCAAGAGGCUGGGGAUCGCUAGCGGGGUCGGAGAAGGGAGAAGGCGAGGGAAAUCUGUGAGGAUGGGUUCCGCCUUAUUCCCCGGUAUAUUGUAACGGCCUGGUCGGUUUGUAUAAGGAGGCCGCCUCUUGCCCCUCGUUGUUCCCCCCUCAGACAGAGAGCCAUGGAGCCCACCUUCCCUCCCAGUAUGAUUAUGUUCAGCCAUCUCCCUCCGGUCACCACCUUUGCCCGACUCGGCUCAGACUUACUCCCGCCGCCUCCGGGUCCUCCGCAGCUGCCGGGUCCCGGGGAGAUGAUCCUGAAAAAGGAACCGGGCUCCCCGCCUCAUCACACCGACUUCCUGCAGGGCCUAGCCGGCAUCAAGCAGGAGAAGAUCGGGGAGCACGAACAGUACCGCUUCUACGGGGACAGGCAAGCCGAGAUCGUGGAAGUGACGGUGGGAGGCCCGGGCUUGAUCCCAGAGCUGGGGCUCAACAGAGAGCUGUUAAUAAGGACAGAAAAAAAUGGCUUCGACCCAACAGAGAUUCCUUCCAACAAGAAGACGAAGCGGCUAAAUUCAGAAGCUCAGGAAGCAAAAUCCAAACGCAGGCGGAGUGACUCCUCCAAAUCUGUAGGUGGUGAUGGUGAAGCUGCUAGUUUAUCUCCAAAUCAGAAACCUCAUAUCUGUGAACACUGCAGUGCUGCUUUCAGGAGUUCCUAUCAUCUGCGGAGACAUGUCCUCAUCCAUACAGGUGAAAGACCUUUUCAGUGCAGUCAGUGCAAUAUGAGUUUUAUUCAGAAGUAUUUGCUACAACGGCAUGAAAAAAUUCACAGCGGAGAAAAGCCUUUCAAUUGUGAUCAAUGUAAUAUGAAGUUCAUACAGAAAUACCACAUGGAAAGGCACAAGAGGACUCACAGUGGGGAAAAGCCAUACAAAUGUGAUACCUGUCAGCAGUACUUCUCCAGAACGGAUAGGUUGCUGAAGCACAAGAGAACAUGUGGUGAAACCAUCAAUAAAGGAUCCUUGGAAGCUGGGUCAUCAAACCCUAGUCUGGAUAAUUUGUCGGGUAAUUUUGAGUUAUCUCAGGGAAAUUCUAAUUUUUCUGGGCGAAAGAAAGGCAAGUCCAGAAAUGGCUCAGCACACAAGGACCAGAAGCCAAGCAUCAAACUUAAUGAGACCCAUUUGACAGCUGGACUCAAUAUCCAAAAUUACGCAGUGGAUGUUCCUCUAGUGUCUUCCAGCAGCGGAUCAUCUGGCAUGGAUGACUUGAACGUCAAGGUGCCAAAACUAGUUUUUAAGAAGGUAAGCCGGAAGCAAGAGAAAGACGACCUCCAGUUGGAGGCUCAGUCAUCCAAUAUGGUUAUUCAGAAACUUUCAGACAAGAGUGAUAGCCCCUUGGACAUGGUGGGAAAUGCCGGUGUAGACACUAUGAACCUUCUGCACGGUUCAGGUAGCAAAGGUCAUACAAGUAGCAAUUAUGAUGAUGCAAUGCAGUUCCUGAAAAAGAGAAGGUAUUUGCAGGCUGCUGGUGGUAACAGUGCCUAUGCAGUGAAUGUAGGCCACAUGGUGUCUCAGCAGUCAGUAAUUCAGUCUGCAGUUUCCAGUGUUAUGGAUGGAGACAACCCAUUAACUCUUAUAGACUCACAGUCGCUGAAUGUUGAGAUAAAGAACUGUCAGGACAAGUCUGUUAUUCCCGAUGAGGUGCUUCAGAGUAUUUUGGAUCAUUACACACACAAGUCGGUGGGCCACCCCGAUGUUCCUUUUAGCAUUUCUGAACACCAUGUAGAUCUGCAUACGACAGGCGACAGCAGUGAUUUGGUACAGGAGGAAAAUGUCUGUUCAGAUUCUCAGUCGUCACACAACGACAAGGCCAGCAUGUUUCAAGAGUACUCAAAAUACCUUCAGCAAGCUUUGGAAAGAACAAGCCAUACAACUACUUUUCCACUUGGUCCCAGUUUACAGUUUGUCAGCCUCUCUUCAUCUCUCACAAACCAUAAUUUGUUUUCUGACAAGCAAAUAUACACUACAUCUCCUCUUGAUUGUGGAUUCAAUCAGUCAGUAACAUCAGUAUUGCCAACUACCUUACCAAAGUCCCAUUUUGGAAUGGUUGUGGGCCCCCAAACAGGGUUCUCCUUAUCCUUGGAGACGCAUCAACAGCUGACUCCUUCCCAGGAGCUGGCAGACCAAAUUGACCCACAGAAAACCUUAGACACAUCUGCCACCUAUCAGAUUUCAUCUCAGGAAUUGAAUGGGCAGAAAGAUCAGCAGAAGAACCUAGAGUCUACUUCAGGCUAUCACCUUCAACCUCAGGAGUUGGCAAGUACGCUAGAGCCACAGAAGGAUGUCAGACAGCAUGCUACCUGCCAGAUAGAGAACUUUGCACAAGCAUUUGGUUCUCAGUUCAAAUCUGGUAACAGGGUGCCAAUUUCAUUUAACACUACCACUGAUGGGGGAGUGGAUCACAGGUUGAGGACUUCAACUCCAGAAUUCUCAGGGUACACAAAUUUGCUAUCUGAUGUUAAUGACACAGGUAGUGCAAGAGUCAAGACUCCAAGUAGUCAGAGUUUCAGGUGAGGCUGAGCGUAUUACUUGGCUCCAGAGGUCUUUUAAAAACAUGGUGUAUUUUUUAUUUUGAUAACACUGCCAUUAGAAUGUUUCUACACAAUCGUAAUAAGAAUUAUGUAACCUAUGCCCUGUCAAUGCAAAUUUUUUGUUUAUAUAUAAAGUGUUGUGAUAGUUCAGCCUGUAUCUAAUUUUUAAUCAAAAUUAGUUAGUAAAGGGAGGGGAGGGUCAGGGGUAGCCGAAACAUUUAAUUUGGGAGAUAAAUGUUUUGCAAUCAGCCUCUAAUUGAGAAUAUUGAGGACGGGUGGGUGGGUGGGGGGGGGGGAUAGGAUAUAAAUGCCCAUGGUCUUAAAAACUUGGGUUUCAAAUUUGUGGGCUCAGGUACAGAAUUUGAAGCUGAGGUCGCAGAAUUAUAAAAAAUGUGAAGUUAAUUUAAGGUGUAAUUGGUUAUUUUUCCACACAAUCACAUUGACAUCAUAUGUUCAAAGUAGGUCACGUCUGCAAGUCUAUUCCAUUAGUUCUAUGUUUGUUUCUCGGCAAUAGCUUUAAAUUAACGAAAUUAAUUUACUCUCGGAUUUGAAUUUUUUUGUCAAAUUAUGUAUGUACAGUUAUUUCCUUUGAUAUACCUCAUUUUUACUGUUCAUGCAGCAUUCAGGAACAUAUGUAUUUCGCAAUAUCGUUUAAAUAUAAUAAAAAGAAACCAUUGUGUUACAAUUGUUUUAUAGAAGUGUCUAGAAUUUUAUAGCAAAGUGCAAAAUAAGAGAUAUUGACUAUAUCCGUAGAAGACAAUACUAUUUUUUCUGAAAUAGACUUAUAUUCAUUUGGCUUAACCACCCAGUGGAUAAUGAACUAAAACCUGUGAACACCAUUCCUUGCAUCUUGCUCCUCUCAUCACAACAAAAGGACAGCAUUUUCCAUGUAAUUUAGGAAAGGGAUGUUGAAGGUUAGUCCCAAAAUACUGUUGGCCUGGGAAAAACAACUUUCCUGUAGUAGAGUCUUCCAUAUAAUAUGGAGUUUAAAGCCCAAUUAAAUAGAAUUACAAUGUAAAGUUUAUUACUUAAUGGCACAAAGGUUACCCUUUGUCCCUAUGUUUAUAGUACAGUGUUACUCGACACAAACUCCUUACGGUUUAAGGACCAAAAUGCUAAAUUGCAUGAAGGUAAAUGUUAAAUUCUAGCACAGUAUUUCCACUUUGCCGUUUUAUCUUUAGCUUAGAAUCCUUGCGAUCAGAUGUAUUAUGAACAUAUAUCUGCAAACGGUUGCAAAAUGUAUUGGAAUCCAUUUCCUGUAAAGCUAUUUUCAAAUAUGACAUGGGGCCGAACUAACGUAUUCCUAUACGUCAGAGCUUUUCAAAUACAUUUUGUUUAAAGCCCCAUUUUUGAGGUCCCUUCCCCCUUGGCUCUUUACCCUUUCUGUUAUUAAGCCAUAGUUUAAAAGCUCUAUAUCCCAGAUAUCCCCUCAAGUAAAGAUUGUGCUUCAAGGAGUAUAUAGAAUAAAUGCAUUGUCUUCAAAUAUCUCUCUAAUGGGCCUUCAGGCUGGGCUCCCCCUACCCACUGCUCAGGGCCCCUCGGGUUGGGAG
Xenopus tropicalis (tropical clawed frog) is the source of this 4327-nucleotide messenger RNA. RefSeq names its product zinc finger protein 281 (gene znf281). Gene Ontology annotation, molecular function: DNA-binding transcription repressor activity, RNA polymerase II-specific; RNA polymerase II cis-regulatory region sequence-specific DNA binding. NCBI's taxonomy places the organism in Eukaryota, Metazoa, Chordata, Amphibia, Anura, Pipidae. Gene Ontology annotation, biological process: negative regulation of transcription by RNA polymerase II. The record is from RefSeq and is a predicted model, not a curated record. Bases 370 to 2760 code for a protein of 796 amino acids. Gene Ontology annotation, cellular component: nucleus. The transcript is spliced from 6 exons.